Molecule: messenger RNA, 10334 nt
Organism: Salvelinus fontinalis (brook trout)
Lineage: Eukaryota; Metazoa; Chordata; Actinopteri; Salmoniformes; Salmonidae
Exons: 5
Coding region: 5469-7280 (603 amino acids)
Biological process (GO): lipid transport; lipoprotein metabolic process
Cellular component (GO): extracellular region; membrane
Molecular function (GO): lipid binding
Source: RefSeq, a predicted model, not a curated record
UGGAGAACUGUAUUUUAUAUUUAAACAUUAGCAUUAUAAAUCCUGACGUGCUUUGGGUUAUUGCCACCCCAGGUUUUUCAUGAUAGUUUAUUCAUUGUGAUCAUAAUGUUCCUAAAAUAAUCCCCCCAAAUGAUUUAUUGGAUUGAGUCUGAAUUGCGUGACUCUACUAUUUUUCUUGCUCGCUUGGAUUGGACUUUGGGUGCCAGUUUCUCAGAUUUUGGUUUCUCUCCCUCUAUCAUCUUUUGUUUAAUCACCAAAUAACAUUUCCAUAUUUUGACGCAGGACAGCCUUAUGAGAUGGACUCGCUUUUGGGCUGUUUUCAGACUUGGCCAUUUUGAUCCAAACAAUCACAGUGUAAUUUAUAAUUGCAAAGCAAUCAGAUUUAUUAGCUCCUGCCACUGCCAGCUAAAUAUUUUCUCGGUCCUAUACAUGUAAUUACUCCAUGCACCUUCACUGCAAUAACUCUGAAUGAGGAAAUAAGCAGUAGGAAGCCAGAGAAACGCGCGCUGGUUGUCCGCCACUGCUCUUGAAUGUGUGGUCCAGUCUCAGUGUUGAAAGGACAGCUCCCUCCGCGCGCCGAAAGCGUCGUUCAGUGUUCAAGAGCUUGUCUCCCCCUAGCUUUCAUGCGCCGCAACUGCAAUUGAGCGUUUAAUUCCAACAGCUAUAGAAAGACCUACGGAAGUCCAGAGAGGACAUAUGAAUAAAAAAAAUAUUCCCUCCUAUUGUGGAGAUAUUUUCUUGUGAUCAUGACAUAACAACAAUUGUUAAGUUGAGAUCACAAGGUCAUUUUCUAGUGAUCAUUACACAACAAACGUUGUUUUGUCGAGUUCACGAGAUGAACUCUAUACAUAGGAGUGGAUGUAUUGAUGAUAGCUUGACAAUAUGGCUAAGGCAGAGCCAAGGGUGGAUCAAUGCAUCCAUUUGUAUUUUGAUAAGGAAUUAACCCAGGCAGAAAUAGCAUUUUGUCUGGCAGUUAUAUAUUGCUUCCAGUUUUGGCUCCAGUACAAUCACAUUUUAAAGACAUGUAAAAGUGAUGUUGCACUACAUUUUAGUCAUUUAGCAGACGCUCUUAUCCAGCACUACUAUUUUAAAUUGAAUGUUGAAUGUUUAUGGCAAGAAAAGUUAACAUUGAGGUUUGUGGUUGCAGACUACCAAUGAAAGUUUAUUUGAAUUUCUUGAAUAGUUUUAACAGGAAGGUUGGCCUGUCAAUAGCAGCCAAACACAGUCACAAACAACAAUUAAAAACUAGUACAGAAAAAUCAAACUAGUUAAACAGGUGAAGUGAAUCACAUGUUGAGGUUUCUAAAUACUCAAACAUUUCAUGAAGGUUACUGUCACGUUCCUGACCUGUUUUCCAUUGUUUUUGUAUGUGUUUAGUUGGUCAGGGCGUGAGUUGGGGUGGGCAUUCUAUGUUAUGUGUUUCUAUGUUGGGUUUAAUGUGUUGCCUGAUAUGGUUCUCAAUUAGAGGCAGGUGUUUGACGUUUCCUCUGAUUGAGAACCAUAUUAAGGUAGGCUGUUCUCACGGUUUGUUUGUGGGUGAUUGUCUUCCGUGUCUGUGUAUGUCGCACCACACGGGACUGUUUCGUUUUCGUUCGUGUAUGUAGUCUGUUCCUGUUCGUGCGUUCUUCAUGUUAUUAUGUAAGUUCGUUUGUUCAGGUCUGUUGACUUCGUUUAUUGUUUUGUAGUUUGUUCAAGUAUAUUUUCGUCUUCAUUAUUAUUAUUAAAAUCAUCAUGUAUUCCACCUACGCUGCAUUUUGGUCCAAUCCUUCUCGCCUCUCCUCAUCCGAGGAGGAGGAAAAAUAUGACAGCCGUUACAGUUACAGUCUAUUUGUCAUUUCAGCCAUAAGGACAGCACCGCCAUUCAUCCAGUUAUAAAAAUCAUCUCACUGACACAUUUCUGGCGGCAGGUAGCCGACCAGUUAAGAGCGUUGGGGCAGUAACUGAAAGGUCACUGGUUUGAAUCCCCAAGCUGGCAAGGUGGAAAACAACUGCUGUUCUGCACUUGAGCAAAGCAGUUUACCUCCCAAAACCACUGUGUAGAUGACAUUGAUCAAGGCAGCCCCCGGCAUCUCUCUCUGAUUAAGAGGGGUUGGGUUAAAUUCGGAAGACACAUUUCGGUUGAAUGCAUUCAGUUGUCCGACUAACUUGUAAUUCCUCCGUUUUUCUUAUAUUGCUGGAGGUUUGAUAAGAAGACCCAGGCCUAUAGGAUACUGACAACAGUUGUGCUCUUAUCAAAGAUCUUAGAUCUUUGUAGAGUCCUACCGCCUUUGGUCCACUAUGACAGUGCUGUCAAUCUAUCAUCAAUAUAUCCACUCAUAUUUAUAGAGUUUAUCUUGUGAUCUCGACAAAACAACUUUUGUUAUGUUGUGAUCAGAAGAUAAAUAAGUUGGGAUCUCGACAUAACAAUGCAAUAAUUGUUGUAUUAAUAUGUGCUCUCUGGACUUCCUUAGAGAACCAACCAUAGGCCUACCAUACAUUUGUGCAAUUAACUCAUGCAAUGUAUGGCUAUAGUUUGCGUAUGGAUAUUUUUCUGCCAUUCCAUUAGGGCGGAGUCCUGUCGUCUCUUGCUCCUCGAAAGAAGGCCCAUUAAUUUGAUCUUCCUGGUGAUUCUUCAGUCCAACUCUUCAACUAUGGCAGGCUUCUCCCUCCAUCACUCAUCUCUAAUGUUUACCCAACCCAGCCAUGUACACAGAUCUGGGGGCCCAUUAGCCCGUGUCCCAGUGGCUUUACAGAGCAAUUAGCAAACAAAUAGCACUGCUAGUUUUGGCCAGGGACUCUGUGAUCUCAACAAUCCGAUGGAGCAAAUAAACUGAUGCAUGAACAAUGGAUUGGGACUGGGAGCUGGGUUUGGGUCCACAGUGACUGUUGCAUAGGGUUGGAGUAAGAUGUCAACACAAGAUCGACAUGAUCUGGAAAAACUCUGGGCCUAGUUUUAGGUACAACCUAACUGGGCCAGGAUAUUUUCCUGGGCAAGUCAUAUGAUCAGGAAAACCUGCUGGCCAUAGUCAUCCGUCCUAAUUUGAGUGUUUUUAUAAUGCAGGCCAUUUUGAACCUGGUUACUAACUGUAUUGGCAGUCCCUAGCGCCCCACUCAUUAAUAAGCCUGAUGUAUUAGACCCAUGGGACCCACCUCUGAUCUACACAGCCCUUCCAUUGGAUAUCAAAUAAACACUUGAGCCUAUAAGGUGAGCAGAAACCUGGCCCUGGCACACACAUACCACUGGCUCUGUCAUCUGGUCUGUGAGCUUCAUCAUAAAAGAAAAGUCAUCAUCAUUUUCUUCCCAAGCAUUAGGUUAUGAGCUGUGGCCAAUGUCUCCGUGACACGUUUGGACAAGGUGAUGUGUGUUUCUCUUACUUCAGCAUAUAUCAGUUCUGAACAGAGAAACUCUCCCUCACACUGUAGGUCUUUAAUGUGCGACUGAGAUGAAACAUUUUCAUCGGUGUCUUGCUCUGAAUGGAAACCUCACAUACUUUUUUCUCAGCUCACUGUGUCCUCUCUCUCUACUUAUUUCUUCCUCCAUUCCUCUCAUCUGGGUCAAGAUGAACAAUGCUUAGUCUCUGUAAUCCCUAGUCCUGUGGUAAAUGCAUUUUUUCCUAUGUCAAUAAACAGCACCUUCAUUUCACCCUCAUAUUUGUGUGUAUUUUUCAUCUGUCUUUCUGUGUGUCUUCGUUUGCUUGUCCUUCCCCUUUUUUCAUCCAAUCUGGAUCCCUCACUCACACUACCACUACCACUACCACUACCACCAGCUGGGAGGGGGGCCUUGUGCUCUGACUAAAGACCUCUCUGAUUCACCGUCGCGGCCAGGAUUUGGGACACCCUCGCGUUUAUUAAACAAUUACCCCUGACAGGCGAGCCUGCACCAAUCAGAGGGAGCCCAGUUCCGCACCCACACAACUUCCAAAUGGACUCUUUAAGUCAAUCUGUAGGUCCGGCCUAAUCAGCACCCCUGGAGCAUUGGCUUAAGGAAUUUUAAAGUAAAUUGUGCUCUGGAGUAAAAAAGAUGGAGGAGAGGGAGGAGUAGGAAGAAAAGUGUUGGCCCACUUUGAAGGAGGCAGCAGCCCUUUGAACGCUAGUCUAGAUCCCUGUUAACUGAAGGUGAUCCCCAUUAAGUGGUAGUCUCUGGGUGAGGUUCUACCCUGGAGCCGUUUGGUCUCUGGGGUCGAUCUCUCUAGUCUCUACAGCUCUGCUCUGAGGCAGGGAGGAAGGGAUCCCAGAGACAGGGCUGCACUGCUGCCAUAGGGGCUAACAGUACAGUGCAUCAUGUGCUUCUGUAGUCUAUAUUAACAGGGUACACAAUGGAUAUGGUUGUGUUGGACAAACUGCAUGAAUCCACCAAGCUCAUCCCAUUGCUGACCUCACUCAAAUGUCAUCCCUUGCUUUCAUUUUCCAGUCUGUUUCACAGGACAGUGUAAAAAUACAACUAUUUCUUCCCCUCUAAAUGGAUAGCAUAAUGUUUUCAUUGUGGCCAUUGACAGUUAUUUUAGAUAAAGGUGAUGACUGGCAGCUGGCUUCCAGAAUAACUAGACUCAUUCACCAGGGGGUGCUAGUCUUCUCUUCACCAAGUGGAUGUGGGGGGCAUGGACCUACUUAUUGUUUCUCAUCGUUACCAACUGAUAGACCACAGUCUCCAUAGCAGUCCCAUUCUCAGACUGAGAGUAGCCUAUGAACCAGGCUGCCAGUGGAAACAUGUCCCUAUGCCACAAAAUUGUUUGCAUUCCAGUUCCAUCCAACUACAUUCAGACAGUCAAAAGACAACGUACCAAACAUCUUCCCUGCCACCAUCCCCAUCUUCCUCCCCUCUCUCCACUAGAUUGAUUAUCUGUGUAAUGAAUUGAAUCACUCUCAUGACAGGUGCCACAAUUCCUCCCUACCCCGCUAUCUACUCUUCCCUUAUCUCUGUGUUCCUCUAUUCUUCUGUUUCUCUAUUCCUCUGUUCCUCUGUUCCUGUAUUCUUCUAUUCCUCUGUUUCUGUUUUCAUCUAUUCCUCUGUGCCUCUAUUAUUCUAUUCCUCUGUUCCUCUAUUCUUCUAUUCCUCUCUUCCUCUAUUCCUCUGUUCCUCUAUUCCUGUAUUCCUCUAUUCCUCUGUUCCUGUAUUCCUCUAUUCCUCUGUUCCUCUAUUCCUCUGUUCCUGUAUUCCUCUGUUCCUCUAUUCCUUGGUUCCUUGGUUCCUCUCUGUCCUGUUCCACUGUGUUCUGUGGUGUUGGCCUGUGUGUUAGCCUGUGUUCUUCUCCACUGUUCUGCUGUGAUCCCCAGUCUUCUGCGUCUUUGUUUAGCUGUGUUCUCCAGUGUUCUGCGGCUGUGUUGCAUGUUGAGGACACUGCCCCGUCAGCAGCGGUUCCUCUCUGAUCCCCGGGUGCCUGCUCUGAGCUGAGCUGAGUGAGCGUUCUGACAUGUCUCUCUCUGCUGCAGCGCCUCAGCUUCUUCACCUGACUGGUAUUCUGUGGCUGUGAUCCACACAGGCCGCCUGGAUGGCAUCCAAUCAGGGUUCAAUACUGGGUCAUUGUCUUCGUUACCCAAUGUUCCAUAAAAGAUCAGCAUUAACAAGGGAGCUCUUGGGCCAGUACAUCUCAGACACCCUCAGCCACAUUCACAGAGUGAGGGAGUUCUGUGACAGGCAUUCCAAAUGGGCCCUUCAGAGGGAGACAGAACUGGAAAUGAUGAGGGACAUCAAGGAGAGGGCAGACAGAAUUGACCUUAAGUUCGACCAUGUCCGUAACUCAGAGACCAAGGCCAAGGCAUUUGGGGAGUUCGUAUGGAGCGGUCUGACCCAGGUGACUGCAGACAGUAGGUGUGAGGAGCUGGAGAAGGAGCUGGGGGCUGUACUAAAGGACACUCUGGGAGGCCUGGAGAAGCUGGAUUACUUCCUGCAUGCUGUGGAGUGUCUGGCGGUCACCUGUCUGUUGGUGUUUGAGGAGAACAGGUUCCUCUGUCUGCCUCAGGGGACGAGCCCUGCCAGUGUUCAGGCUGUCAUCAUUGCCGCCAGAAUGGCCUGCCCUCUCCUCAUCUAUUUUAAGAGGGAUGCUAAGGCCUUCUUUAUUCCCAGCCUCCUCAAUGUAGAGGUGCUGGCCUGCCAACUGGAUAGAUACAUACAAAUCAGCCAGCAGGUCUGUAAAAGGAUGGAGAAGGGAUUACAGAUCAGACCACAGCCUGAGAGUAAACUUGGUAGCUCAGUCAGUCAAAUGAUGUUUUGGAAAAAGAGGAAUGACAUCCCUGUGGUCAACCUUGGUGAUGUGAGUGAAGAGUCCAUACAAAAUAUGCUCCAACAUUUGAAUCAGCUGAGUGAGACCAGGAUGGACCCGCACGUCAGACUAACGUUCCUGUUCCAAGGGGCUGCUCAGCGCUUCAUUGGCCGGUUCAGCCAGCGCCGACCCAGGAUGGAGCAGUUUCUGACCAAGCUGGAAGAAAAUGCUGUGCAGCUGGACAGGAUGAAGCUGGGGGCUAAGAUCUCCAGUGUGGCAGGCAGCUCAGUGGGGGCGGCUGGAGGGAUCCUAUCCAUCGUGGGCUUAGCUCUGACCCCUGUCACUGCUGGGGUGUCACUGGCUCUCACCAUUGCAGGGGUCAGCCUGGGGGUCACCAGUGGGGUCAACAGUUUAACUACUGGUCUCACAGAGAUGAAAGUCAAUAGCAUCCAUGAGAAGAAAGCCAGUAAAGUCUUCCAGAAUUUCAUGAAGGAUGUGGAGAGUCUCCAGGAGUGUCUGGAGGAUGUGGCCAGGAAUAUAGAGCCCAUCCUGGGGCAGAGCAGGGUGGACAUGGUUGGAGCAAGGAAUGUGAUUGCCACCACUUGGACCAUCGGAAAACGCAUUGACUCCCUAGUUGACCUUUCCUCAGGUUUUAAGUCAGCAGAAGUCCUUAGAAACAAAGAUCUGAUCACAAGCGCUGGUAAGUUGGCGCUCCAGGAAGGCAAAGUAGCACAAAACCUGCCCAAGCUAGCCGAGGACAUCCCAGACAUUGGACAGGUGGCCAAAGGCACCCCACUAGUCCUCUCCAAGUCAGCGCGGGCUGGUCUCAUCACCCUCAACGUCCUCUUCAUUGGCCUGGAUGUCUUCUUCAUCUGUAAAGACAGCGUCAGCCUGGCCAAAGGCAGCAAGAGUGAGAGAUCCCAGCUCAUCCGUGCCAGAUCAGCAUUGUGGCGCACAGAGAUGGACUCCUGGCAGAGGAUCCAUGACUCGCUGUGUAGAGGUCUAUUAACAUUAGAGAAAAGUCAGAUCGUCCUGGAGCAGCCAUUUUACCCUCUGGAGGAGAAGCUGAGAGGGAAGAAAUCGAUGUGUAUGACACAGUAGGACAACAUAAAUGACUGAACAGUCUUUGAAGUUAGGGCCUCUCAAACAUACUGUACAGUGGCACUUAGAAUGUUAAACAAUUAAAAAUAAAGAGAUGACACACUUUUUUCAUUUUCAUCACUCAUUCUGUACACAAGUCUAAUUUUAUAAUCAACUUUACAAUUUAAUGUUAUAAGAAAUAAAACAAUCUGUUCAAUUUAAUGAAACGUAGUCAGUUUAAUAUCAUGGCCAUAUGUUUCCAAAAUAUGUGUUCGGUGUAGUCAAAAUACUGAAAGUGAAAUGUAAUAAUGUUUCCAAUAUUGUGCUGCUGACAUGUACCUUCAUACACAGAAGACAUAUUCCUCACUUCACUGGAAGUUGAAGACUUCGUACACAGGGACAGAUCAAAAUUUACUGGGGGGAGGGGCUUGUCCAACUCAAGGUGUCCUAAAAAAAGCUCCCUCCCCAAAGUUACAAAUAUUUCCACAUGACCCUCCCCUUGUACUGUAAAAUUAUUUGAACACCCUCCCCCCUCAUAUAAUUAACUCAAAACCAUUUUUAAGACCACAAAUAACAAUAUCUGUACCGAGCCUGUGUUUAUAAUCGUGUAUAUAGACUUUGCCAGUUCAGCAUGCUUGCAUGCCACGGCGUGCUACGGGCCAGAAGAUUGAGGGUUGUCGUGGAAAUUUUAACCAGAAAAGAAGAGACUGUAGAUCCUUCAAACAACAACUUUUUAAAAUAAGAUUUGCAAAUCGGGGGCUGGUUAACAAUCACUCAAAAGUUGCAAAAGUUAAGAACCCAACAAAGAAUAGUUUUGUCUCGGCUUUUAUAACCUUAGUCUACGUGCCAGUUUAGCAGGUGUGUAAGAUCAUGAUGGGAACAUAGCGUAAACAACUGAUAACGCCAGUUUUGUUACUCCUUUCUGCUGAUAGAAUUGUCGCUGCUGCUCAAGCUAGCCUCUGUUCUAUUCAUAUCUCCACACAGCUGUGCCCUUGAAAGAUACAAAAAGAACAGGAUGGACCAAAAACUGGUCACUCUCAGACGGCCCUUUGUCUUUGGCCGUGUGACUAAGUUACUCAAAAACAAGAGAGAAAAAACACUGGCUUCUUCUUACAUGAAAAAAACAAACAGUGGAAAUGUACAGGAUAAGGCUUAUACAGCGCAUGUGCAUAACAAAGUUCGUAAUUCCCACCAUAGGGUUCGCCAACCAACACAGACGAGCUCACUCUCCCUGCCUGUUUCAUGACACUACGAUCAGAGCUGGUUGCAGACAAUCAUCAGCUUGGGGUGAAUCAGAUUUUCAAAAUGUCUAUACCGUAUUCAUAAUUACAUCAAAUAUAUGCAACAAAUUUUCCACCAACAGGUUUCUUUGCCAAUGACCACACAAUCUAUAAACAAAGCAUACUGACUUCGAGCACUUCAAUAUUGGUUUGCAUUUCAACACCACAAUAAAUAGGCUACUUGUAUGUCAAUCUCGACAAACAGAAAAUACAUCCCUGCCUAACUUGUAGGCUUACCCAGUAUUGAAGGCUUGGCUUGACAAUCUCAAAAUGUCAUUCACCUUUUUGAUGUUUUGUAACAGAUGUCUCUUUCCAUUCCUCAAUUGGCCGCUGCACAAUUCGGAUUGAUUUUAUUUGUCAGUUAAAGAAAUACAUACUGUAUACAGUGCAUUCGGAAUGUAUUCAGACACCUUGACCUUUUCCACAUUGUGUUACGUUAAAGCCUUAUUCUAAAAUGGAUCAAAUAUUAUUAUAUUAUAUUUUUUUCUCAUCAAUCUACACACAAUACCCCACAAUGACAAAGUGAAAACAGGUUUUUAGAUUAUUGAAAAUGUAUUAAAACCUCAAAACAAUAAUACAUUAUUUAGAUAAGUAUUCAGAAUCUUUGCUAUGAGACUGAAAAUUGAGCUCAGGUGCAUCCUGUUUCCAUUGACCAUCCUUGAAAUGUUUCUACAACUUGAUUGGAGUCCACCUGUGGUAAAUUCAAUUGAUUGGACAUUAUUUGGAAUGGCACACACCUGUCUAUGUAAGAUCCCACAGUUGACAGUGUAUGUCAGAGCAAAAACCAAGCCAUGAGGUCGAAGGAAUUGUCCGUAGAGUUCUGAAACAGGAUUGUGUCGAGGCACAGAUCUGGGGAAUGGUAGCAAAAAAUGGCUGCAUUAUUGAAGGUCUCCAAGAACACAGUGGCCUCCAUCAUUCUUAAAUGGAAGAAAAGCUGGCCGCCCAGCCAAACUGAGCAAUCGGGGGAGAAGGGCCUUGGUCAGGGAGGUGACCAAGAACCCGAUGGUCACUGACAGAGCUCCAGAGUUCCUCUGUGGAGAUGGUUGUCCUUCUGGAUGGUUCUCCCAUCUGUGCAGCACUCCACCAAUCAGGCCUUUAUGGUAGAGUGGCCAGACGGAAGCCACUCCUCAGUAAAAGGCACAUGACAGCCCGCUUGGAGUUUGCCAAAAGGCACCGAAAGGACUCUCAUACCACGAGAAACAAGAUUCUCUGAUCUAAUGAAACCAAGAUGGAAUUCUUUGGCCUGAAUGCCAAGCGCCUUGUCUGGAGGAAAACUGGCACCAUCCCUAUGGUGAGGCAUGGUGGUGGCAGCAUCAUGCUGUGGGGAUGUUUUUCAGCGGCAGGGACUGGGAGACUAGUCAGGAAAAGAUGAACGGAGCAAAGUACAGAGAGAUCCUUGAUGAAAACCUGCUCCAAAGCGCUCAGAACCUCAGACUGGGGCAACGGUUCACCUUCCAAUAGGACUUAGACCCUAAGCACACAGCCACGACAACACAGGAGUGAUUUCGGGACAAAUCUCGGAAUGUCCUUGAAUGGUCUAGCCAGAGCCUGGACUUGAACCCGAUCGAAUAUUUCUGGAGAGACCUGAAAAUAGCUGUGCAGCGACGCUCCCCAUCCAACCUGACAGAGCUUGAGAGGCUCUGCAGAGAAGAAUGGGAGAAACUCCCCAAAUACAGGUGUGCCAAGCUUGUAGUGUCCUAUCCAAGAAGACUCGAGGCUGUAUUCGGUGCCAAAGGUGUUUCAACAAAGUACUGAGUAAAGGUUCUGAAUACUUAUGUAAAUGUGAUAUUUCCGU